UUUCUUGUACAUGCAGUAAAAUGGCAGAAGCGAGCAUUUCAUGGGUUCAGGAUCAGUUCAUCUGUUCAAUUUGCCUGGAUCUCCUAAAGGAUCCAGUGACCAUUCCAUGUGGACACAGUUACUGUAUGAGCUGUAUUACAGACUACUGGAAUCAGGAUAAUCAGAGAGGAGUUUAUAGCUGCCCACAAUGCAGACAGACCUUCAAUACAAGACCUGCUUUAUAUAAAAACACCACACUGGCUGAACUGGUGGAGAAACUGAAAAAGACAAGCCUUGAGACUGAUCAAUCUGAUCUCAAUUAUGCUGGACCUGAAGAUGUGAAGUGUGACAUCUGUACUGGGAGAAAAUACAAAGCUAUCAAGUCCUGUCAGGUGUGCCGGAACUCUUACUGUCAAACUCACUUUGAACGUCAUGAAGAACUUCAAUCAGGAAGACAACACCGAGUGAUUGAUGUCCCUAGGAGACAUCAGGAGAUGAUUUGCCCAAAACAUAAUAUACUCCUUGUUUUCUGUCGCACUGAUCAACAAUGUAUUUGUUUGCUUUGUACGAUGAAUGAACAUACAAAUCAUGACAUUGUAUCAGUGUCGACAGAGAGAACUGAGAAACAGAAACUACUUGAGGUCAACCAGAGAAAAUUCCAGCAGAGAAUCAAAGAGAAAGAGAAGGAGCUUCAGAAUUUAAGAGGGGCUGUGAAGACUCACACGAUCUCUGCACAGACAGCAGUGGAGGACAGUGAAAGGAUCUUUACUGAAAUGAUCCGAUCCAUUGAGAGAAGACGCUCUGAGGUGACACAGCUGAUCAGAGAUCGGGAAAAGACUGCAGUGAGUCGAGCUGAAGAACUAUUGAAGAAACUGCAGCAGGAGAUUGAUGAUCUGAAGAGGAGAAAUGAGGAGAUGAAGAAACUUUCAAAAAAUAAAGACCACAUCAGUUUCCUUCAGAUUUCAGAUGGUUCUCUCUGGAUCCAAACACAGCACAUAAACGUAUCUGUCUGUCUGUCUGAAGAGAACAGAGCGGCUACAGAAACUGACAUACUUCAGCAGUAUCCUGAUCAUCCAGACAGAUUUGAUUCUUGGUCUCAGGUGUUGUGUAGAGAGAGUUUAUGUGGACGCUGUUACUGGGAGAUUGAGUGGAGUGGGAGUAAAGGUGUGAGUAUAUCAGUGUCAUAUAAGAGCAUCAGCAGGAAGGGAACAGGUGAUGAGUGUGCAUUUGGAUAUAAUGAUCAGUCCUGGAAACUGCUCUGCUCUCCGUCUAAAUGCUCAUUCUGGCACAAUAAGAUAAAGACAGAUCUCCCAGUAGUGUCCAGUUCUUGUAGAAUAGGAGUGUAUGUGGAUCACAGUGCAGGAAGUUUGUCUUUCUUCAGCAUCUCUGAUGACACAAUGACCCUCAUCCACAGAGUCAACACCACAUUCACUAAACCUCUCUGUCCUGGGUUUGGGUUAAAUUGGCGCUCAACACUCAAAAUGUGUCAUCAAAGAUUAUAAAUGAUGCAUAGCAAAGGCAUCAUGAUCAUUCAAACUGAGGGGGCACGUGCCCCAUUGGACUUUUAAGCAAGCGGAUUUUGCAAGCAACCUCAAAAUCAUUAAAGCAUCUUUUCAUCUGUUACUUUGUUUGCAACAUAUGAUCCGGUAUUUCCUUUUUCUGAGAUUUUUUUUCUGAGAUUUAAUCACAUGCCUCAAUCUGGACACAAUGCAAUAUUAUUGAAUUAUAUAAAUUCAGAUGCAACAGCGCUAGCACCAUUAUGGCGGCAGUGGCUCAGUGGUUCAUGUAGGUUGUCUACAAACCGGAAGGUUGGUGGUUUGAUCCCCGGCUCCACCGGACCAUGUGUCGAGGUGUCCUUGAGCAAGACACCUAACCCCAGCUGCUCCCGACGAGCUGGAUGGCGCUUUGCAUGGCUGACACCGCCGUUGGUGUAUGAAUGUAUGGGUGAAUGUGAGGCAACAUGUACAGCGCUUUGGAUGGCCAUCUCUUAAAAGCGCUAUAUAAAUGCAGUCCAUUUACCAUUAUCAUAUCGCACAUUGAUGAUGUUGCUGCAUUUUGAAAUCUGAUCAAAUUAAAACCACCAUCAGAAACGCUCACAAUACUCUUAAAAUGCAGUAGCUACUGCAAUGUUCAGUUUACCGUAGCUUUGUACAAAAAGGAUAAUUGAGGUUCAUUUCUUAAUGUUUAUGUAUGGAUUCACCUGCAGGGGGCACGGAUCGAAUAUGUGCUAUGAUAGAAAAAUGGGUCCCUUUUUUAUUUUUAUAGGCUUGUUUUAGAAAAUUGAAUGCUUUCAAUGCAAGUAAAUUGAAAUGUGAAAACAAAAAAUAAGCUUUAGAUCUGUGUAUUAAUGUGUAAAAGAGCAAUAAAAUCAUUCAUAAA
Molecule: messenger RNA, 2358 nt
Organism: Paramisgurnus dabryanus
Lineage: Eukaryota; Metazoa; Chordata; Actinopteri; Cypriniformes; Cobitidae
Source: RefSeq, a predicted model, not a curated record